AUGAAUUUACAUACUCCCAAUUUUCACAUAAGUUAAGAAAACUAUUUCUAAUUAAAUGAAAUUAGUCAAUGUCUGAAAUAUACUGCUUAUAUAAUUGAUAUUAAUGUAUAACAAUUACAUCAUAUAUUGAUAGAUCAUUCUAACAUCAACUUUACAUUAAACCUUUAGUACUUAAACUAUUACUUUAGAUUAAGUACUUCCUACAAGAUUGGAGAAGUAAUUAAACAAUAUUUACUUUAGUUACAUGAUGCCAAAUAUACAAUUAGAUUAAACUUUUCCAGAUUAUGUUUCAAAUUUGUCAUUGAAUGAGAUUCUCAAUCAAAUUAGAUAUGAUUAAAUAUUACAAUUUGCUAAACCUCUUGGUAUUGAUCUUUAAAUAGUUUAAGCUUAGUGAUCGAACAAAAGGAGUAGAAAUAAUUCUAAAUUAUAAAUACACAAUCCAAUAAGUAAAUUGGAUUUCAAUAAGUAAAUGAACUUAACUAUAAAUAUAGAAAAAAACAGAUGGGUUAUUAUCCAAUUAAAUUUUUAAUACUAAAAUCAAUAACACUAGAUCAAUUAGUCCAUAACCAAUGAGUACAAUUAUCAAUAACUAUUAAUCUAACACAUAAACUUAAAUUCCAAUUCUAUAAACUGAAUCAGGUUUAAUCAAUGAUUAAUUUAUCAACUUAAAUCCUAAUUUAUUUAGUAGUAAUUGCUUAUUAACUGAUACUCCUUAAAGUUAUUAAUAAUAUUAAUUGAAUAAAUGGACUGACAAAUCUAAAGAUAAACUUCUCUUUUAAGAUAAUUUUAUGAUAGAAGAAGAACUAAAUAAAUAAAAGAAACCAAAUACAAUUAUUAUUAAGAAAAGCGAAGAUCCGUAAUUUUUUUAAUAACUAAAAAAUGCUCGUGUGGCUUCUCCAAAUUUGAAAUAAGUAAAGGGAUCAGGUUUAUCACCAGAACCUUAUAAUUAAAGCAAAUCUAAAUCUCCAGAAGUGUUAUAAGUAAAUUCAACUACUAAUUGUAAACAAUGGGAAACCACUUCAAAUAUUAGAUAAUAAACAUAAUCAAAUUAUAAAUAUUAAUAGAAUGUUUAAAAAUAAUUACCUGAGCAUUUUAAAAAAUUAUUAACUGAUAACAACUAAAGAUUAAACAUUAGUAAGCCUUUUGAUUCAAACAAUACUAAAUUUGCUUUUAUUUAAUCUGGGUCAACUGCUUAAUAGAAAAAGAUUAAAAAAUCAAAAUAAACAAUGAUUCAAGAUUCUUUAAAUGAUAAUCAAAUGAAGGUAAUUUAGAGUGAUAAAUAAUUUACUCCUAGAAUUAAUGAAUAAUCAUUUGUCAAUUAAACUAUUUAAAUGUUGCUUAGUGAAUAAUAAUCAAUUCCUAAGAGUAGAAGUUAGAAUAAAAAAUAAGAUGAGAAGAUGAAUUAAAAUUUUAUUGAUUAAGUUUCAUUUAAACCUUAAUUUGAAUAAAAGCAAUAUAAAUAACCAGAGAUUAAGUCUGGAGUACCUGAAUAAAUGAUUUAAUAACAAUUUGUUGAUUAUAAAUCUGUAAGAGGAAUUUCACCAAAGAAUAUAUGUGUUCAAUAAUAAUAAGUUCCAGUAGCUUCUAAUUAAUAAAAAGAGCCAGUUUAAAUUAAAUUAGACAUUAAAUAAUUUAUGAACUCAAACAAACCAAAAGAUUUAUAGUAACGAUCUCCUAGAUCUAUAAGUCCAAUAUAUAGUUAAAGAUAAUAAUUAGGUAUUUAUUAAAAUAUUUUCGUAGGAGUAACUAAUGAAAAUGGAAGAUCUUAUUUUAUCAAUUUGAAUUUUUAGAAAUGA
Messenger RNA from Paramecium sonneborni, 1796 nucleotides. The record is from the annotation of a GenBank genome assembly. NCBI's taxonomy places the organism in Eukaryota, Ciliophora, Oligohymenophorea, Peniculida, Parameciidae.